Messenger RNA from Cololabis saira (Pacific saury), 1661 nucleotides. It is a transcript of the gene hmox2a, whose product is annotated as heme oxygenase 2a. The transcript has 7 exons. The record is from RefSeq and is a predicted model, not a curated record. Lineage: Eukaryota; Metazoa; Chordata; Actinopteri; Beloniformes; Belonidae. Gene Ontology annotation, molecular function: heme binding; heme oxygenase (decyclizing) activity. Gene Ontology annotation, biological process: heme oxidation; response to oxidative stress; heme catabolic process. The coding region runs from base 116 to 1078 and encodes 320 amino acids.
UGACGUGCUGCGGUCUCGGGACGUGCAAUGCAGACAGUUUUAGCGAGGUAGACAAACAUUAGUGUCUAUAAUUUCCACAAAACACGGUAAAAAGCAUUCUGAUUAAAGCAACACAAUGGAAAAUAACGUGACAUCAGAGCCCAAAUCCAACGGUGUGAAGAAAGGAGGACCCAGGAUUAUUGUGGAUGAGGAUGAUGAAGAUCUCAGUCCAAACGACCUGUCCGAGAUGUUAGCUGAGGGCACAAAGGAGUCUCAUGACAAAGCAGAAAACUGCCAGUUUGUCAAAGAUUUCCUCAGGGGCCGCAUCAAAAGAGAGUUGUUUAAGAGAGGCACAGCAGCUUUGUUCUUUGUCUACUCGGCCUUGGAAGAGGAGAUUGAGAAGAACAGAGACCAUCCACACAUCGCUCCAAUCUACUUCCCGGCAGAGCUGCACCGCCGUGAGGCCUUGGCGCAGGACCUGGAGUACUUUUAUGGAGAGGACUGGGAGAGCCAGAUCAGCCUCUCCGCAGGCACCAAACCUUAUGUGGACCGCAUCCAUGAGGUGGGAGAGAAGGAGCCUGUUUUGCUGGUGGCCCACUCCUACACCCGCUACAUGGGUGACCUCUCAGGGGGACAGAUCCUUAAGAAAGUGGCCCAGAGGGCUCUGAAGCUCCCCUCCACAGGAGAAGGUCUCAAUUUCUACCAGUUUGAAGGAAUCCACAGUCACAAGGGCUUCAAGCAGCUUUACCGUAGCAGGAUGAACGAGCUGGAGAUGGACACAGAGACCAAAGACAGGAUUGUUGAUGAGUCCAAUCGGGCCUUUGGCUUCAACAUGAUGGUAUUCUCAGAGCUUGAGGACGUUGGAAAUACCAUUGAAGAAGAAGUCCAAGAUGCAGGUUUUGGACACGGUCAUGCAGAGAUCAUGGAGGGUGGAGAUAUCAACAAGUGCCCGUACUAUGCCGCUAAAAUGGCUGCCAGUGGGAAUCCCACUUACGCAUUCCAGUUCGCCAUGACGCUCCUCAGACAUCCAGCUGCUCAGGUGGCUCUGGCCACCUGGGUCGCCCUCCUCGCUGGGUUUGCUGCCUGGUACCUCCUGUGAACUCUGACAAACUUCAUCUGCCUCCAAUAAGCAAAAAUCGUAUCAGAUUUUAUCCGUCACAGUUUAUUAUCAUCCCCCAAAAAAGAAGUGUUGAACAAUAGGAAUCAAAACUAGACCCCAACAUUUGAUGCACUUCAUUACUGACAUUUUGCAUUUCUUCAUAUGUGGAAUAAACUGUUGUAGUCUUUGCAGUUUUGUCUUAUUUUGAACAGUCAUAAUAUAAGAGCUUUUUCUGGUGAUGCGCAUGUUGUUUGACAGGUAAAGGCAACUUCCUGAUGCAUGUACUCAGUAUGCCGUUGUAAGUGUGUAUACAAACUUUAUAUACACUUUACCAUACAAAAAACUGAAAUGCAUAUUAAACUGUGCAAUUAAAGUUGAAGAAUAUUGAAUGUAUUUAAUAUAAAAUAGAUGCAGGUUGUGUAGGGGGUUGUUUUUUAAGAGGAACUGUUCAGGUUUGCACAUUUGUCAGUCAAUAAACAAUGGUUAUAAUUUACAACAAAUGUAAUAAUCUUUGUAUUUUCUAUAGAAAUGAAAUCAAAAUAUGAAUCCUUUUGCGUCUCCACUUUGGAUAUUUUCAACAGAU